Limulus polyphemus (Atlantic horseshoe crab) is the source of this 873-nucleotide messenger RNA. RefSeq names its product microtubule-associated protein RP/EB family member 1-like. The coding region runs from base 1 to 513 and encodes 170 amino acids. Gene Ontology annotation, cellular component: spindle midzone; microtubule plus-end; microtubule organizing center. Gene Ontology annotation, biological process: protein localization to microtubule plus-end; regulation of microtubule polymerization or depolymerization; spindle assembly. The record is from RefSeq and is a predicted model, not a curated record. NCBI's taxonomy places the organism in Eukaryota, Metazoa, Arthropoda, Merostomata, Xiphosura, Limulidae. Gene Ontology annotation, molecular function: microtubule plus-end binding. The transcript has 4 exons.
AUGGAUAUCAAAUUUCAACGAUAUUGCUGUAACGUUGUGACACGAGUGAAAGCUAAACUUGGUUAUGGGACCAGCUGGCGAAUGGUCAAAGAUGAUGCUUAUUACUUAGAACAAGAAGGACUGAGUGCUCCCGAGUGUUUUAUCUAUGAUGAAACAUUUAUUUCAGGCUGCAUUUCUUUGAAGAAGGUGAAGUUCAAAACAAAACUAGAACAUGAAUACAUAAACAACUUUAAAGUCCUUCAGGCAGCUUUUAAGAAAGUGGGAGCAGACAAAAUCAUUCCAAUUGACAAACUUGUAAAAGGAAGGUUCCAAGACAACUUUGAGUUUCUCCAGUGGUUUAAGAAAUUCUUUGAUGCUAACUACGAUGGACGAGAGUAUGAUCCUGUGGAGGCAAGAGGGGGCAUUUCUGUUGGUGCUGCUAAUGAUCGACCUAUUGGAAGGGCUGGUAAGUUCAGUUUUGUAAAAGAGUUUUUCAGUGAAUUUUGGAAUUUUUUUAGAUACCAGGAAAUUUAACACUUUUAAAACAUUGUCAAAUGCGUGAAACAAUUAUACCUGACCGUCUAAUUUCCAUUACAACUAAAUGAAAAUGAUAAAAUGCGGAUAUGAGGAAUUAUGUAGUUUCGUAGCAUGACAUAUGAAGGAUUUUUUUAAAUCUCUGCUUGUAUUAGAUCUGCAAUGUCAAGUGUAAUACGUUGCUUGAAGUGCAUAGUGUGUCGUGUUACUGUUUUGCAAGAGAAGGAUUAGAAGAAACCAGAUGAGUUCUGAUGAUAUAUAUUGUUGCUUCAGCGAGUCACAUGAUUACUGUGACGCCACGUUCCUAGAACUAUCCUGUACCUUGGCGAAUGCUCUAGCAUUUACUAGAUAUAGGGUAGU